AUGUCCAGAGGGGAUUACCGCGGGGACGCCAUCACCAUCACUCCCAAGGCCUGGCCGGCGCCGGCGGACCAGGCGCUGUGGGCGACGGAGGACGACUACCGGAGCUGGAACGGCGAGCGGGAGCCCUCCUCCGACGCCUCCAACCACGAGCAGCAGCCCCCCACCAAGAAGCCUCGUGGAGGCGGCGCCGCCGCUUCCACCUCCGCCGCCGCGAGCAGGUCUAAGGCGAUCGGGAAGAUGUUCUACAAGACGAAGCUCUGCUGCAAGUUCAGGGCGGGGACGUGCCCCUACAUCACCAACUGCAACUUCGCCCACGGGAUCGAGGAGCUCCGCAAGCCCCCGCCAAAUUGGCAGGAGAUCCUGGCUGCCCAAGAAGACGGACCGGAGAUCCCAAGGGAGGAGCAUCGGAUUCCGAUCAUCUCCUCCGGCGCCGGCGGGGAGGCGCAGAGGUCCUACAAGGGUAGGCACUGCAAGAAGUUCUACACCGACGAGGGGUGCCCAUAUGGAGACACCUGCACCUUCCUCCACGACGAGCAGUCAAGGUCCCGGGAGAGCCUGGCAAUCAGCCUUGGCCCCACCGGCGGGAGCAACGGAUACGGCGGCGGCGUUGGUGGCGGCGGCGGCGGCGGCGGCGGCGGCGGGGGCGGUGGCUACAACCAGAAGCUCUCAAACUGGAAGACGAGGAUAUGCAACAAGUGGGAGAUGACCGGUUACUGCCCAUUUGAGAGCAAGUGCCAGUUCGCCCAUGGCGCAGCAGGUGCAGUGCUCACAUCUCAAAAACCCUUCUUUCCGAACACAUCUCAUGCUACAAAUAGUUCAUCACGCGUUGACUUAUGGUCGACCAUCCGUUGACCUAUGAUGGAACAUCAUUCAUGAACUAUGCGUUGAUAAAUGAUUUUAAUCCAUCAUCAUCAGCUCGGAUUUCUCCGUUUAAGAACACUCGUCGCCGUCCCAUUCGAGGGCUGAUUUACAGCCGCCGUUUGCUUAGGGUGGACUUCUGAUCGAGCAGCUUUCUUGAGCAAUGCGUUAACUUUUUCGCACAUAUGAAAUUGACACUCAUCUGGGUACAGAGCUCCACAGAUUUGGCGGUGGGCUAGUGGACGGAGAAGGGAGGGACUCUUCUUCGACGCCGUCGGACCCGAGGCAGGCCGGCAUAUUAUCCAGGCCGCCGGUUGACUCCACGGCCUACAGCUCGUCGGUCCCUCACACAGAUUCCUACAACAUGGGAAUCUCCUCCCAGCGGGGCAGCAGCGGCGGCGGCGGAGGAAGCCUGAGGCAGGUGGAGAGGGAGCGGCCUCUUCCACGGUGGAAGGGCCCACAGAAGAUCAGUAGGGUUUAUGGCGACUGGAUCGACGACCACGAGUAG
This is a messenger RNA of Spirodela intermedia, 1366 nucleotides long. NCBI's taxonomy places the organism in Eukaryota, Viridiplantae, Streptophyta, Magnoliopsida, Alismatales, Araceae. The record is from the annotation of a GenBank genome assembly.